Messenger RNA from Danaus chrysippus (African queen), 732 nucleotides. The record is from the annotation of a GenBank genome assembly. Lineage: Eukaryota; Metazoa; Arthropoda; Insecta; Lepidoptera; Nymphalidae.
AUGCGCUUGCGCAGCCGCAUAGCGCGCGUGCCGGUGCGCAUGCGCCGACAGCGACAGACGGCAGACCACACUGGAACUCUUGAAGCCAUGAGAACUGAGCCUUCUGGGUCAACCUUGUUGACGCAUAAAACACGGAGUAGACAUGAAUUUGGAAAACAAGGAAAUAGAAAAAAAGAGAGCGUCUCGGUCGAAACGACAGAUAAUCGUAUUAGCCGGCCGCACCAGCGAAUAACUGAUGCGAAGCACUCGGUGCACCGACCCAAUGAGAUUGCGGUGUUUUUUCCACCGAGACUCCGCGGAGACAAACAAGGGAUGCAAAUUCAUGUUGACACUACGAUCCAUCUUGUUCGGUUCUCCGGAGACCCGACCGCGAGCCGUUUAGCGUAUUUCAAUAGUUAUCGCGUGGAGAAAAACACAAACGGGCAAGAGUGGUGUGGAUGUGCGAGCGAGAGGUACACUAACAAAGAAGUAAUAAAAAAGCGGUUGUGUGCGUGGUCGGAGUGUGGUGGCGUAGGGCGGCCCAGGCCCCUCCCUGAACCCGUCGCCGCCUCGACGCAGCCUGGCGACCGCCGCCUCAGUCUACCUCACAACCCAGAGACGAAACGGUCCGCUCUGCUGUACGAACCGCGCGUAAAAAGUUUACACAAUACUCCGAAACUUACGAUAGCUGUGACAGCACGAUUCAAUAGUCUUAAACUUAAACGGUUUUAUAAUAUUAUAGGAGUUGUGUAG